Messenger RNA from Didymella exigua CBS 183.55, 1439 nucleotides. Its product is annotated as Thioesterase/thiol ester dehydrase-isomerase. The coding region runs from base 251 to 1327 and encodes 358 amino acids. Gene Ontology annotation, biological process: fatty acid catabolic process; acyl-CoA metabolic process. The transcript has 3 exons. Lineage: Eukaryota; Fungi; Ascomycota; Dothideomycetes; Pleosporales; Didymellaceae. Gene Ontology annotation, cellular component: peroxisomal matrix. The record is from RefSeq and is a predicted model, not a curated record. Gene Ontology annotation, molecular function: fatty acyl-CoA hydrolase activity.
CUUCCUUCCGCCGCCGCCGGCAGCGAACCAAGGAGCGCCCGCGGACGUCAUCGGCGCUUAACACGGUUUAGGUUUGGCCGCCACUCCUCAGCCACUUUUUACUAUGCCUCGGCUCGGGAGAGCGUUGGACAAUGGCCGGGUCACGAUAUCGACCUGCCAAUGCACAUGCCUCCGAACUGACUCCUUUUCAAACACUGACCUCCAGCAAUACACUGCGCCCUUCCUCCUCACACCCACACUCUCCGCAACCAUGGCGACGCUCAUCCGCCCACCGCCCGAGAAAACCAGCCAGUCGCAAAUCGAGAAUGUCCUCGAGCUGACCGAGCUGACUGACAUCGACCCCGACCUGUUCACCAACACCCGCCCCAUGUGGCAUCCGCCGAGCGCCAGAGGCAUCUUUGGCGGUGCUGCGAUCGCGCAGACGCUUGCUGCGGCCCAGAAGACGAUUCCCAAGGACUUCACUGUGCACUCGAUGCACUGCUACUUUGUGCUGGCCGGGAACGCUGAGAUUCCCAUCAUCUACCAUGUCGAGCGCGUUCGGUCAGGCAAGUCGUUUGCGACCAGAACCGUGCAGGCACGACAGCGGGGCAAGGUCAUCUUCACCACGACCAUGUCCUUCGUACGUCAGAACAGCGGAGGAGAGAAGCUGGUCGAGCACUCAUAUCCCAUGCCAGACGUCCCGGACCCAGAGGAUGGAUUGGACCACCUGGACACCCACGGCGGUGACGACGGGCCGUUCCAGAGCCAGCAGCUGCCCAUUGAGAAUGACAGCUCUCCCUUUCCUCACACCAAGAAGUGCAGGCAAUGGGUGAAAGCACGCGGCACCAUUUCUCCCGAGGGCGGGCACGAAGCACAUCUCUCCGCCAUUGCCUACAUGUCAGACAGCUACUUCAUCGGAACUGUCGCCCGCGUCCACAAGCUUGUGCGCUACUCCCCGCAACGCAAGAGCAAGUCCAAGUCCACCAUCGACGAGGAUGUUCUCAAGAAGCUGCUCGCCAUGGACGACGCAGAGCUGAAACGCCAGGAGUACUUGGCCGAAGCAGACAUCAAGCGCAUUCAGAGGGUGCGCAAUGGCGACAGGCCCAAGAAGAGCGAGACCCCAGAGAUCGGCAUGAUGGUCAGUCUUGACCACACCAUCUACUUCCACAACCCUCGAGACUUCAGGGCAGACGAGUGGCUCUUCACCGAGACGGAGACAACCUGGGCUGGUGACGGUCGCGGUCUGGUGUUCCAGAGGAUAUAUACGCGCAACGGCAAGCUGGUCGCCAGCUGCGUACAAGAGGGAUUGUUGCGACUGAAGCAGACUGACAGCACGCCCAAGCUGUAGUCAAGGGUCACCUGUGUACAUUCACCAUGUACUUGUCAUUCGGCGACGCGUUAGACAUAUUUGCGCAUGCAUUCUAGAUUUGAUACCAAAUUCAUCCAUUCCCCUUGACAAA